Messenger RNA from Mesocricetus auratus (golden hamster), 972 nucleotides. RefSeq names its product olfactory receptor 181. Bases 1 to 972 code for a protein of 323 amino acids. Gene Ontology annotation, molecular function: odorant binding; G protein-coupled receptor activity; olfactory receptor activity. The record is from RefSeq and is a predicted model, not a curated record. Gene Ontology annotation, cellular component: membrane. Gene Ontology annotation, biological process: sensory perception of smell; G protein-coupled receptor signaling pathway. The transcript has a single exon. Lineage: Eukaryota; Metazoa; Chordata; Mammalia; Rodentia; Cricetidae.
AUGACAAAGGAAAAUAACUCUUUGACAACAGAAUUCAUCUUGGUGGGAUUCUCAGAUCACCGAUUUCUGAAGACCCUUCUGUUCCUGAUGUUCCUUGCAAUCUAUCUGGUCACCAUGGUGGGAAAUCUCGGGCUGGUGGUCUUGAUCUACAUGGAACGCCGUCUUCACACACCCAUGUACAUCUUUCUUGGCAACCUGGCUCUCAUGGAUUCUUGCUGCUCCUGCACCAUCACGCCCAAGAUGUUACAGAACUUCUUUUCUGUGGACAGAAGGAUUUCCCUCUAUGAAUGCAUAACCCAGUUUUAUUUUCUUUGUUUUGCUGAAACUGCAGACUGCUUCCUUCUGGCAGCAAUGGCCUAUGACCGCUAUGUGGCCAUAUGCAACCCACUGCAGUACCACACCACGAUGUCCAAGAAGCUCUCCAUUCAGAUGAGUAUAGCCACCUUCAUAGCUAGCAACUUGCAUUCCAUGAUUCAGACCGGCUGCCUGUUAAGAUUAAAUUUUUGUAAUUCAAAUCGUAUUAAUCACUUCUUCUGUGAUAUUCUUCCACUAUUUAGGCUGUCCUGUACAGACCCUUUUAUUAAUGAACUAAUGAUAUAUAUUUUUUCAAUGCCAAUUCAAGUCUUUACCAUUACCACUAUCUUGGUCUCUUACUUUUGCAUUCUUUUCACUAUUUUCAAGAUGAAAUCCAAGGAUGGGAGAGGAAAAGCAUUUUCUACGUGUGCAUCCCAUUUUCUUUCUGUGUCAAUAUUUUACAUCUGCCUUCUUACAUAUAUUGGGCCUUCUGAAGAUGGUAAUAAAGACAUUCCAGUGGCUGUAUUUUAUACAUUAAUAAUUCCUUUGUUAAACCCUUUUAUUUACAGCCUGAGAAACAAGGAGGUUUUAAAUGCGUUUAAGAAAGUUAUGAAGAUUUAUAUUUUUAAAAAAUCUUCAGCAUCUGCCAAACACAUUAAUGGCAUAUCAUUAAAUUAA